AUAUUUUCAGAAUGUAAAAUAAAAUGUAAAUAAAUGUAUGAAAAACUCAAACCCACAAUCUCCCGCUCCGAAGGCGAGCGCCUUAUCCAUUAGGCCACGCGAACAUUAUGUCUUCCAAAUCGAAUUAACUAAAUUUAUUCAAAUACUACAUAAGCCAAUCAUCACUGCCAAAGGAGCAAAACCCAACAAAACCCUAACCAGAUGUCCUCCUGUUCAAUUGAUUGUUGUUUCCGCUGAAAAUCGAUGGCCCUGUCCUUAAUCCAAUGCUCCAAAACCCCUAAAUUUCUGCCCACUAAUCAUUUUCUAAAAUCCCGUUCAGUUCUGCUUCAACCUACAUUUCUUAGGUUUUCUACAUUGCAGCAACGGAGCGGCAAAGGAUUGAUUUGCGCGGCAUUUUCUGCCGCCGGAAGUUCUGGUUCAAGCAGCGAUGUAAACCCAUAUGAGGUUCUUGGUGUAAACCCUCUUGAGGGAUUCGAUAUGGUCAAGGCAGCUUACAAGAAAAAGCGCAAGGAUGCCGAGAGGAGAGGUGAUGACGCUGCAGCUGCUCAAUUGGAAAAAGCGUAUGACAAAAUCAUGAUGUCUCAGUUGACGAAAAGGAAGCAUGGUGAAACAUUCGGUUCAUUUAAGGUUUCAAAAGAUAUAAAGUAUGCUGAUAAACUGCCAGUCAUUCCAUGGGGACCAAGGUUUACCAAAUCUGAGGCCAAAGAUAUUCAAAUCAAUAUGGCAAUAUCAGCUGUCUUUACAGCUUGGAUAUUUAUCAGGGGAUAUGCUGAAUACAAACCUUUGCAAUUUUUGGCAUUUGUGUUUGUCUAUCGGAUAUUUGAGAAGUUAAAAGCAGUUGAACCUCCCUCAUCUCCGACAUUUAGUGAAGAAGGUGGUGAGGAUGAAGGGAGGAUGUUGAGAAUGGGUAAAAGGCUGCUCCGAUCUCUUUCACUGGUUUUUGGCUGUUUAGCUUUUGCCUCUCUGGGCUACACUGGUGUUUUAAAUGUGAUCGAAUAUGCGGCUGGCUUUGUACCUGUUUUCUUGUACAACAACCAGGAAUUGCUCGUAACUGCAUCAUCAGCGCUCAUGCUCUACAUUCUAGCCUCAUACUACCGAUGAGCUCCUACACUUUUCACGGAUUUGUGCUUGGUCGUGACAUUCACUAGGGCAGAAAAUUGUUAUAUUGUCAGUGCAGUGCCUAUAAAUUGAGGAAAAAACAAAUUUUGGAACUCGGACCGUUAUUUAACCCGAGUGAUGUUUUUUUUUACUCCUAGUCGAGAAAAUCAAAACUCAAUAAUAGAAAAUGAUACUACCUAAUAAUUGAAUUAAGCUUAUUUGCCCUUUCUCAAA
Salvia splendens (bonfire salvia) is the source of this 1332-nucleotide messenger RNA. RefSeq lists its product as uncharacterized. The coding region runs from base 244 to 1101 and encodes 285 amino acids. Gene Ontology annotation, cellular component: chloroplast membrane. NCBI's taxonomy places the organism in Eukaryota, Viridiplantae, Streptophyta, Magnoliopsida, Lamiales, Lamiaceae. The transcript is spliced from 10 exons. The record is from RefSeq and is a predicted model, not a curated record.